Oppiella nova is the source of this 1146-nucleotide messenger RNA. The record is from the annotation of a GenBank genome assembly. Lineage: Eukaryota; Metazoa; Arthropoda; Arachnida; Sarcoptiformes; Oppiidae.
AUGGUGUUAGCGCUAUUUCAGCCAGUUAAAAAGCUGGUCAAAAAGGAGACCGUUUAUAUCGACAACAACACCUUCCGACUCCACUACCGGGCGACUGUCAUACUAUUGAUCGCCUUUUCCAUAGUCAUCACUUCCGGUCAAUACUUCGGUGACCCCAUCGACUGCAUCUCAAAGGACUUCCAACGUGUGGACAAACAUCCGUUUGAUAUGUUAGACACGUAUUGUUGGAUUCACUCGACGUUUGUCUUACCGGACGCCAUGAACAAGAAGGUGGGGGUAGAGGUGGCGCACCCGGGCGUCGACAAGCAUACGCCCGACCAGAAGCAGGUCUACCACUCGUACUACCAGUGGGUGGGGUUCGUGCUGUUCCUGCAGGCCGUCAUGUUUUACGCGCCCCGAUAUAUAUGGAAAAACUACGAGGACGGUAAGCUCAAGGUACUGGUCCAGGGGCUCGGCAACCCGAUCAUCAAGGAUGGGGAACGGGGUGAGAAGAUCCAGGCGCUGACUAAGUACCUAAAAGCCAACCUCCGCUAUCAUAACGCCUACUUCUGGUACUACACGGCCUGUGAGUUGGCGAACAUGGCUAACGUCAUAAUACAGAUGUAUUUGGUGGACAGCUUCCUGGGCGGUGCGUUCAGUACGUACGGCUCGGACGUACUGAAUCACUCGGAGUCGGAUCAGGAGAAUCGGGUCGACCCCAUGAUACAGGUGUUCCCCCGGAUGACCAAAUGUACGUUCCGUCAGUACGGCUCGUCCGGCGACGUCCAGAAACACGACGCCCUCUGUAUACUACCCCUCAAUAUAGUGAACGAAAAAAUUUAUAUCAUUUUGUGGUUUUGGUUCAUCAUUUUGGCCGUCAUUACCGGCAUUACUAUUGUCUAUCGAUUGUUGAUUAUAUUUUUCCCGGCGCUCCGGUACCUGACACUGAGAUCCCAGGCCCGGCUCACGGACGCUAAUCACCUGAGACUCGUGAUGGAGGUGUCGAAGAUUGGCGACUGGUUUCUACUGUCCCUCCUGUGCAGGAAUAUCGACGGACAGCACUAUAGGGAACUCAUACAAGAGUUUUCAAAGGCUAUCACUGAGGACGGGUCGGGUGAAGCCAUGCUUGAAAAUAGCGAGAAACAGGCCCUAACCUCCAGUGCCUAA